Ceraceosorus guamensis is the source of this 4068-nucleotide messenger RNA. RefSeq lists its product as hypothetical. NCBI's taxonomy places the organism in Eukaryota, Fungi, Basidiomycota, Exobasidiomycetes, Ceraceosorales, Ceraceosoraceae. Gene Ontology annotation, biological process: regulation of GTPase activity. The transcript has 2 exons. Gene Ontology annotation, cellular component: cytoplasm. The coding region runs from base 1 to 4068 and encodes 1355 amino acids. The record is from RefSeq and is a predicted model, not a curated record. Gene Ontology annotation, molecular function: guanyl-nucleotide exchange factor activity.
AUGGGUUCGAUGACAGAGAGCGCCAACAGCUCCAACGGCACACUCCAUGCCCUCGAGCACGCCCCCACUGCUUCGGGGCCGAGCUGCCGGUCUCGACUUGCCAUGCACGAUUCACGGGGCAUAGACGGCGAGAGUCCUCCCUCCACCUGCGAUGAGGACCUCCAAUCUCAGAGCUACGACUCGCUCCCUGGUAGCCCGCGCUCCACAAGCGCAGUAUUCCCAGGCGUCCGGAUGAGCAGUCGUCCUCAAAUCGGCACGGUUUCUGCUGCCAUACCUAUUGGAACUGCCUUGUGCGCUGGCGUGGCGAACCUAGCAUCACACAUCCUCGAGGUCAAUACGGCGCCCGAACAAUUGGCGAUGGCUGCAGACGCUUCGCCGGUCAAGCGACGAGUACGGGGGGGACGCGCCUCUAGAAGACAUCGGCAAGGGGAGCGGAGCACAGACGCUGCAGACUUGGUGGUUCCCAACCGGCGGAGCAGUCUAACCCUGACGUUGCAAGAAGCAUCCGAUGUAGCGAAGGGAGUGCUGGGGCUGACUGAGACAGACAAGACACUGUUGCCUCCUCGACUCUCCCCGGCGCGUGAGACAGAGAAGAGCGCCGAUGAGAGCGUACCGCUCACAAUCGAUACCAACGUCCCCACUGAGAUUGGCAGGACCCUUUCGACGUCCACUGCAGGCACCGAUCAGUCCAGUACCGUGGAGAGUUCUGGCACAGCGGCGACUUCUGAAGCGCCAUCGUCGAUCGAUCAGGUAGAAGUCGGAGUUGUCACUUCGCUCGAUGGGAGUAAACUUCGCGAGCCGUCGUCGGAAGAAUUACCAAGGGAUGAAGGCGCCGAAAGAGGCUCAGCUUCGCAUCCAGAAGGUCGGCGCGAAACUGCCACGAGCGUGGCUCAGAGCGUCCCUAGCUUCACGAAGAUGCGUCGACUUCACGCCCUGUAUGAGCUGGUCGAGACCGAGCGUUCUUAUGCAGAUGAUCUCGGCUUGCUUGUCGAAGUGUUCUUUCGCAACCUUGGAGAUCAGCCUUUCUUCUCCGAGCGCAGUGAUCGCCUCGAUACUGUUCAGCGUAACGCGGCGGAGCUGCUUUUGCUGCAUCGCGAGAUGGCAGACAACAUGGAGCGAAUACUGGAGGAGCAUGGCGUAUCGCCUUCGGACAUGCUGUCAAAAGCCUCAGGAAGUCAUAUCGCUGCCAGCGCCGAAGCGGAAGCAGCUACAAGCCGCAUUGCAAAAUACUUUGGCAAGCUUGGGCCGCGUUUCGCGAUCUACCAGGACUUUUGCUCCCGGCAUGGCGAAGCAUUAUCCCUGGUCCGCGAUGCUGAACGACGGCACGGCGGCGAUGAUUGGCGGAGCUACGAACGGUGCUGCAGCAACAUUCUGCGCGGAUUUUCUCGUUCGCCCACGCCAAGAAAUGGCCUCUCCCGAGCAAACUCUAACCAGGGAACUUCGAGCGCGGGAAGCCUUGGCAUCGCGCCCAUGACGCCUACAGCCACCAUCGCUCCACUAUCUCCGCUGUACGACCAUACGCGCGCUCCCAGCUCGCCUGAUCAAGCCUUUGGCGCCUCGUUCGUUCAACUACCGCUCGUGGCUACGCCAGCCUCCGAGACAAGCUCGACUGGUGGAAUGCUUCGAGAUGGAGCUGCGAGAUUGCUGUUCUCGGACUACUUUGUGAAGCCGAUCCAACGUCUGUGCUUGUAUCCGGUCGUACUGAGCACUCUGCUCAAGUACAGCGACGAUGGCGACUCUGCUCACGCGUCGCUAAGUGAAGCUUUAGCGACGAUGCGCCGCGUAGCAGAGGAUGUUGACGAGGCGGGCAAGGAGCGAGAGAAGGUGCUGAUGGCAGCCCUGAUCAGUUCGCGUGUCGAGGCGACGCUGAGUGUGACACCGACGCUCAUAGCGUCGCUAGGACACUGCCUUCUCGCUGGCACCCUCGACGUGAUGCAUCAUCACUCGGUCCUCCAGCCCUUGACUGCACCGCUUCGUUUCAAGUACUUUGCCGUCUUUGUGUACGAAGGUUUUGUUCUUUUUGCUAAGGUCCGCAAACCGACCGUCUACGAGCCCAAAUUCUGGUUCCCGCUGUGGGCUGCCAAAUUGUACGACGGCAAGGAAGGCUUUUUCAGUCGACUUGGAAGCGAGGAAGCGCCAGCGACGUCGCGAGAAUACGCCUCCGUGCUACCCUAUUCCUGCAGACUGAUCUGCCUUGGAGGUCACAAUUUCGAGCUGGUGGCUUCUUCUGCUCGCGAGAAGGAGACGUGGGUGGCGACGCUAGCACAAGCGAUCGCUCAUGCCCCCUUUUCACCGCCGAAAGGUGGUCCAAGCAGCUUCCCGUCAAGCCUGGGCGACUACUCCAUCGCUAGCGAUGACCUCCGCGUAUCAGGUCUGGCAGAAGAGCAUUCCGAUGCGUUCCUCGACGCCGACCCUUUGGGCACAUUCUUGACAGAGAACGCUGCUGCACCUUCUCCUGCCGAUAUCCUAGUGCGACAUUCUCCCUUAUCGGCACGAGCAGCAGUGGAUCGAGCAAUGGUCUUCUCGGAAGCCAUUGUCGCCGCGCGCGCUGGUGCCAUGAGAGAACGAGGAGAUCAGUCCUCAAACACCCCCUCGAUCGGCGCUGCAGUAGGGGCAGCUAUUGGGGGUCUUGCUCGAGCUGCUGCACGGAAGGCGCCGCGCCGCGCCAGUACCCUUUUCGCGGACGAUGAAAGACCUGUGCUGGAGGACGGUACACCUAGGGAGAGCGCAUCUCCAACUCUCGUCGCGAGUCCGACCAAGCUGGACACCCAACUCGCACCUGCGUCAACGAUGACUACUGGUUCCCCGACCUGGAAGGUGCGCGCAGCUCGCUCGCGACCGCCCUUGUUGUCCGUGCCCGCACAGCAAAGUAGCAGCUCUACAGAUAUCAGCGCGUCUCCCGUUCAGUCCGUUGCACAGCCAGACGGCAAGCGGAACUCACUCGCAGCUGAUGCAGCCGUCCCGAGGCGGAAGAGCUUCGUCGACGAUCGAAGAGCUUCUAGCUCAAGGCCUCCCAGCACUCGCAACAACUCGAGCAUGACGAAUCUCAAGAACAUGUGGACGUCGCGCAGUAGGACAAGCUCCGCGGAAUUCGACCUUAACGAGCUGUCCGCUCGUGCUGCAGCAGGGGCAGACGCACACGCAACAGGCCAGUAUGCGCGUAAUCGCGCUUCUGUUCAGCUAGCUGAAGACGCGGACCGGGCUUCGCCUGUCGAGCUGCUUCUCACUGACAUGGAAGAGCAGCCGGGCAACGACGGGCACUUGACCUUCACCUCUCGAGCUUCAACGCUAAAAGGAGCGUUCAGCCUUCGCAGGCGGCAGCGUAGCGGAAGCGCAUCGUCCGAUUUUGGACCGCCUCCUCUGGCGGGCAGCAUCACUCCUUACAAUCAAUCUCGGUCUGUCGUCAGCUCGCGGGAAUCCCUGAAUGUACCACCUUCGCCUCACAGACUCGCGGCUCGCCUUGCUCAGAGCAGUCGCGACUCACUGCGGCGCUCUUUCACUUUAGGCAGCAAGGGCAAGCAGCGUGCUAUGAGCCUGCCUAGUGCAGUCGACGAUGACGGAGCUCUGCGCUCCGGCAAUCCGAACGCACUCCUUUCUGCGGAGUCUAUCGCGAGUCGAGAAUCUCUCUCGCCAAUCGCCACACCUUCUGAUCGCGGCAGCGGUCACACUAGUCCUUCUCUUUCGGCUGAUGAUGGGCAUGUCCGGAUUCCGAGCCCAGGCCCUGCGGACGGAGACGCAUCGAGUAGCCCUGGACCUCUACCUGCCCUGACUCUGGCAUGCGAAGCUUCCACCGUGCGUCCGGGCUUUCUAAAAGGCACACUCAAGAACACGCGCCGGCUCUCCACACGCUUCCUGGGCAGUCGUUCCACUCCACCCUUGUCGGGACUCAGAUCCGUUGCCGAAACCACGCAGGAGCACGCAUUUGGUGUGAUGCAGCCGUUGGAGCCCAAUCAGACUACCGCCGCUGUCAAGCUAGCCAACGCGCCAGAGCGCGAGAGAACGAUCUCGACCACGCGACCGAGAUCAAUUUCACUGCAGACAUCUGCUUCCAAGGAGGCAUCAACCUGA